Messenger RNA from Salvia splendens (bonfire salvia), 1037 nucleotides. RefSeq lists its product as uncharacterized. The coding region runs from base 1 to 717 and encodes 238 amino acids. The transcript is spliced from 6 exons. Lineage: Eukaryota; Viridiplantae; Streptophyta; Magnoliopsida; Lamiales; Lamiaceae. The record is from RefSeq and is a predicted model, not a curated record.
AUGGUUUGUCCUAGUGCUACAGUAAAUUCUAAAUCCACUCUCGUUUUCGGCAAUCCCGAUCGUCCAUGGACAUCUGGAACCGAGCUCGCUCCUUCGCCGAGGAAGCGGCCAAGAAAUCUCACAAGCUCAGGCAGUCCAUCGCCGCCGCCAACCUCUCCGACGUCGUCUCCGAGGCAUCCAAGCGCUCCAAGGAGCUCGCCGAUCAGAUCACCGCUCAGAUUCCCCCCCGCCGCCGUUGCCAACCUCUCCGACGUCGUCUCCGAGGCCUCCAAGCGAUCCAAGGAACUCGCCGCCGAGGCUCUCAAGCGCGCCGAUCAGAUCACUGCUCAGAUUCCGCCCGCCGCCGCCGCCAUUACCAAUCUCGUCGACUCCAAGCCCCGCAUUGACGACGACGCCGAUCUCGAAAAGUAUGGGGUCACUGAUGAGCUGAGGGACUUUGUCAAGGAAAUUACCAUUAACACCUUCCAGGAUUUCCCGCUAGAAGAUGACUCAGGGGAGUCUGAUGUUCCUAUGGUUUCAAAUAUCCGACAGGAUCUUACUGAGUGGCAAGAAAAGCAUGCAAAGCUUGUUUUAUUAACUGUGAAGGAAGUUUCAAAGCUAAGGUAUCAGCUGUGCCCGCGAGUGAUGAAAGAAAGGAAAUUCUGGAGAAUCUUCUUCAUUCUAGUUAAGGCCAUAUUGCUCCAUGAUGGAGACGAUGGCUUCGAUGAUGAUUUUUGACUGGAUAUAGCUUGGAAAAUGAGAAAAGAUGGCCUAGUGGCAAGCUGGUGAGCGGACAAGAUGAUCGUAGUUUUGAGGUUCAGAAAAGAGCAGUGUUUGUGUUAUGAAGAUAGGCAUGAAGAUGCUGCAAAUUAGCUACAUAACAAUCCAAUUAGCAAUCGUAAAUUCUGUCUUCUUCUCUUGUUAUAUUUGCCUACUGAGUUUUUUCUCUCUUCAAAGUUGAUCAAAGUUUCCCAUAGAGGGUGAAGGGACUUAAGCCCCCAUCCUACCCUUGUUUGUUUCUAUUUUUCUAUUGUUAAUAUUGUCCAAAUUAUCCGAAA